Molecule: messenger RNA, 1083 nt
Organism: Scedosporium apiospermum
Lineage: Eukaryota; Fungi; Ascomycota; Sordariomycetes; Microascales; Microascaceae
Product: Allantoicase
Exons: 2
Coding region: 1-1083 (360 amino acids)
Biological process (GO): allantoin catabolic process
Molecular function (GO): allantoicase activity
Source: RefSeq, a predicted model, not a curated record
AUGUCCGUACUUGAUGAUAUUUCUUACCCACUGGACAAUGUCGAUGCCAACCGAAUCGCCCCAGGGGAUAUCGACAAGACGUUCCGCUCCCACUGUAUUGACAUGAUAUCAACUGCAAUCGGUGGAAAAGUCCUCGCCUAUUCCGAUCAAUGGUUCGCCGAAGCUACCAAUCUCCUAACUCCUACGCCGCCAAUCAGGCAACCUGGCAAGAUGGUCUACACCGGAGCCUGGUACGACGGGUGGGAAACCAGGCGUCACAACCCCGAGGAAUUCGACUGGGUUGUUAUCCAGCUCGGCGUUGCCUCCGGAACCGUAGAGGGUGUUGAGGUAGACACGACUUACUUCUCCGGUAACCACGCCCCCGCCAUUUCGGUCGAGGGCUGUUUCAGCCAGGAUGACGAGGAAGUCAUCUCCUGGAAAGGCAGCAAAGGAAAGUGGGAAACCAUCCUCGGGCUUCAAACAUGCGGGCCCUCGGAAAGGUUCGCGUGGAAGCUGAACAAGCCUACAGAGAAGCAGUACACGCACGUGAGGCUGAACAUGUAUCCGGACGGCGGUAUUGCCAGGUUUCAUCUCUACGGCCACGCCAUCCCCGUGUUUCCCGAGGAUGAAAACGCCAUUAUCGAUCUUGCGGCGGCUCAGAACGGAGCCGUUGCCGUCUCAUGCAGUGAUCAGCAUUUCAGCAAGAAGGAUAACUUGCUGCUACCGGGGCGAGGGAAGGAUAUGGGUGAUGGGUGGGAAACGGCACGGUCAAGGACAAAGGGCCAUACGGAUUGGGUUAUUGUGAGGCUUGGAGCCCCGGGAUUCGUGCAAAAGGUGAUUGUUGAUACGGCGCACUUUAGGGGCAACUUCCCCCAGGCGGUCAGGAUUGAGGUCAUUAGCUGGGAGGGCGAAUCGGAACCGGGCCCGGAGGAGGAAUGGAAGACGAUUCUUCAGGAUUCAAAGUGCGGUCCUGAUAAGGAGCAUGAAUUCGAGUGCAAACAGGGCGAUGCCACGGGAGCUGUCACGCAUGUAAAGCUCGUCAUCAUCCCCGAUGGUGGGGUGAAGAGACUGAGAGUGUUGGGCAGGAGAGAGAUUAAGCCGUGA